This is a messenger RNA of Ascochyta rabiei, 999 nucleotides long. RefSeq names its product 2-keto-3-deoxy-L-rhamnonate aldolase. Gene Ontology annotation, molecular function: 4-hydroxy-tetrahydrodipicolinate synthase activity. The record is from RefSeq and is a predicted model, not a curated record. The transcript is spliced from 2 exons. The coding region runs from base 1 to 999 and encodes 332 amino acids. Lineage: Eukaryota; Fungi; Ascomycota; Dothideomycetes; Pleosporales; Didymellaceae.
AUGACUUCAGCCUCCACUUCCCCGCCAAACGGCGUCUUCGUGCCCGUCCCAACCUUCUUCAAGGCCGCCGCUGAAUCCAAAACACUCCAGGCUACCGUUGACGUCCAGACACAAGCUGAGCACAGUGUGUUCCUUGCCAAGAAUGGCGUCCGCGGUCUUGUUCUGCUCGGCUCUACUGGCGAGGCCAUUCACAUGAACCGUCAGGAGCGCAUUGACCUGAUAUCUGGCGUGCGCAAAGGACUGAACGAUGCGGGAUUCCCCGACUAUCCCAUCAUGGCGGGAACACUGAUCAACAGCGUUGACGAGACGCUGGAGCAGCUUGAGGACUACAAGAAGGCAGGUGCACAGUGGGGACUUGUCCUUGCGCCUGGGUAUUUUGGCGCUGCGGCCAGCCAGGAGGGCAUCAGGGAGUGGUAUACGGUUGUUGCGGAUGCAUCACCUCUUCCGAUUCUCAUCUACAACUACCCCGGCGUAACCAACGGCGUUAUGGUCACUCCAGAGACGUACCGCAUUCUCGCCCAGCACCCCAACAUCGUCGGCUGCAAGAUGUCUCAUGCUGUUGUAUCGUGGCACAACCAGGUCUCGCUCGACCCCAAGAUCGACCACAGCAAGUUCAAGGUGUACAGCGGGUUGGGACAGCAACUCGGUCCCAUCGUCAUCUUCGAUGCGGCUGGUGUCAUUGACGGUCUGGCGGCUAUCUACCCCAAGACCGUCUGUUCACUAUACAAGCUUGCCGAAGCCCGGCCGAUUAGCAACGAGAACCUGGAGAAGAUCAAGAAGCUGCAGUACAUUGUCAGCACAACGGAGGAAUACAUUGGCAAGUACGGCAUUGUAGGUAUCAAGGAGGCCGUUAAGCGUGUCACUGGCUAUGGCACAUUGGAGGGUGGAAGGCUGCCAAUUAAGGGCAAGCUGCCCGAAGGUGAGUGGGAGAAGUGGAGUGAGGCUUGGGAGAGAAUACAGCAGGCAGAAGACUCGCUGUCUGAGAAAGACUUCAAGUAA